AUUUGACGAGAGAAAGCAAAGUAGGAUCAUCAUAACCGGCUGACUCAACAAUAGUUUUGUCUUUAAUGCAAACCGUUUCCCAACGUAAUGUUUCUCUGGCUAUGAUCUACAUUCUAUAGCAAGUGUCUACUUCAUGUGAGCCAUGAAAAUGAAGCGUCAAGAUAAUAAGCGGGACUUGUAACCUCAAGGACGUGUGUGAUUGCUUCAGGACCAUGGAGCCAGAUGUGAUACGUAUGUACUCAUCUUCUCCACCCCCUAUGGAGGACGGCGCCGAAGAAGAGGACGAUGAGUUUGGUGACUUUGGUGGGUUUUCCGGUGUCCCCAACAGUGUCAGCUUCACAGAGUUUGACACCCCAGCUACCUUCAACCAGAACCAAGCCUUGACCGCCACCUCGCCGCCCGAGCUCCUCAACAACGGAGGUGUGGUUGCUAUAUCUAACCUUAGCUGUGGUUCUGUAAGUCGGGGUCCUGCAGAAGACCUCUCAAAGACCAAUGGGGUUGUGCCGGGAGGGGAUGGCAGUCCUUCUGACCGAACUGUCAACACUGAGGACCUGAAAAGGCUUGCUGACCACUCGCAACCCAACCAUCACUCGAAUUCUCUGGACCUUGACAGGAAUACCCUAACUGACAACAAACCUUUGGAUUGCAAUGGCGGUGUCGUGGAAGUCCUAACAAAUGGCUUUGCCUCUUUCGAAGUGCAGGAAAUCCCCUUGUCCUCACAGCAUGCUGUCCACCCUCACCCGAAGGGAACAUCCACAGAGAGUCCAGACGAGUGCCCUCCUAGCCCGGAAGAAGACGAUUUUGCCGAUUUCGCUGCUUUUUCGAACGCAGACAUUCAAGGACACCUCAGCCAGUCGACCAACCUGAGUGAAAACACGGAUUGCACAGAGGGGGGUGAUUGUCUAGCAGAAGGGGCCGACCGACGGAAUUCAAACACGGGGCAGGAGAGUGGCUCAGAGGACAUCGUCAGAGACUGCCACGAAACCAACGCAGACACUCCGGGGCCUGAUUCCAUUUCUCAUCCUGCCGUGGCCCUUGACCGACUGAGCAAUGGGGACGGGGUCUUUCACACGGACGGCUACACUGAAGAUAGGGACAUAGCCUUUGCACCAGAGCCCUCAAGCUCAGAGGCACUUUGCACUAGGGAACCUGUUGCCCAGAAUGGCAUGGGUUCCGAAGGGUCAGACGAGGCACUUAUCGAGGAGAACGGAGUUUCGCCAGACACCGGCGGAGACAGGGAAGGAGAGCAAGCGGAUGAGAAAAGUUCCGGAAACGAGACGGAGACCGAAACGGAGACGGAGACGUCGUUCGGACGUCCGCUGUCGACCGAAGCCCUAGAGGAGUACGGGGACAUGAGCACUACAGGUUCGGUACCGUCACCACCCCUGCAGGAGGAGAUGGCCACCCCCGUCGGUCACAGUCAACUGGCCGAGGACGACGAAGACUUUGGAGAAUUCGGGGACGUGGGCUCGUUCGGCGGACAGGGUUUUGCCGAUUUCGAACAGCCCGAGACGCAAGAAGACUGUGUUUCGACCGGCUCGAACGCUGUACCCGCGCAGGAACUGGGGGACGAUGAGGACUUUGGCGAUUUCGAUAGCCCCCACAACCCUCCCGUCGACAAGGACACGGAGGACAGGGAGGAGUUCACCGAUUUCCCCGGCAGCGACAGUUUUGCCGAUUUUAGCUCGGCCGCUGUCGCCGGGGACACUGACGCAGACGCUGGCUGGAAUGCCUUUCACGAGCCAGAACAAGGUCAAGGGGAGGGAGACUCCUGGGCUGCGUUUGGGGGGGAGCAGAGCGCCGCGCCGUCGGAGAAGAGCGAAGACGAGUGGCAAGAGAGCGGAGCUGUGACAUCUUUUCCAUCCAUCAGGGAUGACGCCAGUAGAAGGGAGAGUCUGUCGGCGUCGUUGUCCUGCCGACUGGAGAAGCUCUUUCAGGCCACCUUCCCAGAGACACCUGUCCCUCAGGUGGGGGAGGAGGUGCUGUCCCUGAAGACCCGUCUGGAGCCUCCUGAGAGGUUAGAGCAGGAGGAGGAUGGGAAGGGCAGCGCCACAGAUAACAGGGGAUUGUGGGACGUGUGGAGGCAGCUGCAGGACAUCCACAAUUCCUUCGGUCUGAGGCACCAGUGGGGGGGCUCCCACAGCAACAAAACCCUGCUCUGCUCUCUGGGCAUCGACACCAGGAACAUUUUGUUCACAGGUCAGAAGAAGCAGCCAGUGAUCGUCCCCAUGUAUGCUGCCAGCUUGGGCAUGCUGGAACCCACCAAAGAACCUGUGAAACCCAUUUCGGCCGCUGAGAUGAUUGCAUCCAUAGCACAAGCGCCUCCAGUGGCCCCUGAGAUAAGCACCUGUCCCCCGGAUACAGCGCAGCAGGAAACACUCCCGCCCGUCCAGUUUGACUGGAGCAGCAGUGGCCUUACUAACCCUCUGGAUGGAGUUGACCCGGAGCUGUAUGAGUUGACCACAGCCAAAAUGGACCCCAGUGGCUCUGGAAGCCGAGUGGCAGAUGCCUUUGCCCGCCUUAUGUCCACCAUGGAUAAAACCAGCACCUCAACAAAAAAACCCCGGAAAGAGGAGAACUUGAGUGAGGAGGCGGCGAAGGUGAUUGCGUGUCUGCCUGACCUGUCCUUCAUGCAGGCCAAAGUCCUGAUGUUCCCCACCACGCUUAGACCCCUGGGCUGCUCAGAACCCAUGUCGGACUGACCCCCCUCCCCCCUCAAAACUCCCUCAAAAGCCCUCCUCCUCCUCCAUCACCACCUUGUCGCUUCCUGUCGUUUGCUCUUUGACUUUACGGUGGCCAUCAUCGUUUACCCGUCGUUCCUUUUUCUCAACUUUUUUUUAUUUCAGUUGAUUUUUAAUCAUAAUUUUUUGUAUCACAUUGUCCAUCAAUAUGGGAAAUGGCUUUGUCAGAC
Hypomesus transpacificus is the source of this 2911-nucleotide messenger RNA. RefSeq names its product aftiphilin a (gene aftpha). The transcript has 9 exons. Gene Ontology annotation, molecular function: clathrin binding. Lineage: Eukaryota; Metazoa; Chordata; Actinopteri; Osmeriformes; Osmeridae. The record is from RefSeq and is a predicted model, not a curated record. Gene Ontology annotation, cellular component: trans-Golgi network membrane; AP-1 adaptor complex. Gene Ontology annotation, biological process: intracellular transport. The coding region runs from base 213 to 2702 and encodes 829 amino acids.